AUGACACAAUUAUAUGAACCAAUACCCUUAAUAACCUCUACCAAUUCAGUAAAUGAAGUACAUUUAUUGAUUGGAACUGGUGAAGAUUCCUGUUCUCAAACCAUUAGGAAAGCAAAAUCAAUUUUAAAAUCCGGUGCAUCACCAAUAAUAAUUAAUCCAACUUCACAAUCUCAUUAUAAAAAAUUAUCCAUUGAAUUUGCUCAUGAUCCAAAUUUUAAAUUACUUAAUAGACCUUUCCAAUUAUCUGAUUUAACUCAAUUAGGUAGAAAAUUAGUAAGUAACAUUGUGGACCGUGUAUUCAUAAAUUUACCACCAAAUGAUACCCUCUUAGCAAGAGAUAUUCAUAAUCAAUGUAUCAAAUUAAGAAUACCUAUAAAUACAUUCCAAAGACCGGAAUAUUCGACUUUCACAAUGUUACCUACAUAUAUUGACCCUAAGGGAAGUGGGUUACAAAUCUCCGUGACAACAAAUGGUAGAGGUUAUAUCUUAGCGAAUAGAAUUAAAAGAGAAAUAGUUAAUAAUCUACCAUCAAAUAUCUCCGAAAUCGUAACAAAUAUGGGUCAAUUAAGAGACCAAAUUAUAAAUGAAGAUCAUAAAAUAUUACUAAAUGAAAAAUUCUUUUCUACAGAAUUAUCAAUUAAUAAACUGGGGUACGGAUUGGAUAAUGAUUCGUGGGAAAGUCAUAAAUUCAAUAAAUUAAUUAAAGAAUUUGAAAUGACUAGUAAAGAUCAAAAAUUGAAAAGAACAAGAUGGUUAUCUCAAAUCAUGGAAUAUUAUCCAUUAUCAAAAUUAGCAGAUAUUACAAUUGAUCAAUUAUCUGACACCAUGGCAAGUGGAACUACCAACAUAAAUACAAACAAAAAAGUGACCAAGACACCAACCGAUGACGAUGAUUUCGCAUCUAUACCUUCAAAACAGCAAAAGUUAUCACCAUCUCCUUCAUCUGGGGAAAAGGUACAAAUACAAUUGCAAGAAAAAGAAACUACCACAAAAUCCAAGGGGUCCAUAUCAUUAGUUGGAGCAGGACCAGGUUCCAUAUCCAUGCUAACAAUAGGAGCAUUACACGAAAUCAAAACAGCAGAUCUAAUCCUAACAGAUAAAUUAGUCCCACAAGCAGUCCUAGAUUUAAUUCCUCCAGAAACAGAAACGUUCAUAGCAAGGAAAUUCCCCGGAAAUGCAGAACAUGCACAACAAGAAUUAUUACAAAUGGGUCUCACUGCUUUACAAAAUGAUAAAAAAGUGGUUCGUUUAAAGCAAGGUGAUCCAUAUAUCUUUGGUCGUGGCGGUGAAGAAUUCUUAUUCUUUCAAGAAAAUGGAUUUGAACCGAUAGUCUUACCAGGGUUAAGUUCAUCAUUAGCAUCUACCGUAGUAUCAAAGAUUCCAGCUACACAAAGAGCCAUAGCGGAUCAAGUUUUGAUAUGUACAGGUACAGGAAGAAAAGGUAGUCUCCCAGUUAUACCUGAAUUUGUUCGAACUCGUACCACUGUUUUCUUAAUGGCUUUACAUAGAUCAGAAGAAUUGAUUGAUAAUUUAAUUAAGAAUGGUUGGGAUGGGGAUGUACCCGCAGCUAUAGUGGAGAGAGCAUCUUGUCCUGAUCAAAGAGUUACAAGAACAAAAUUGAAAUAUGUUCCUCAGGUUAUUGAAGAAAUUGGAUCUAGACCACCUGGAUUAUUGGUUGUAGGGAACGCAGUUAAUGCAUUGAUACGAAAUGAAUAUUUGAAUUCACUUGAUUCUUCUUCUUCCACUUCCAAAUAUUAUAUGGAGGAGGGUUAUAAGGCGUUCGAGAUCAAUGAUCUUUCUAAAUUAUUUUGA
This is a messenger RNA of Naumovozyma dairenensis CBS 421, 1812 nucleotides long. RefSeq names its product uroporphyrinogen-III C-methyltransferase (gene MET1). Bases 1 to 1812 code for a protein of 603 amino acids. Gene Ontology annotation, biological process: sulfate assimilation; siroheme biosynthetic process. The transcript has a single exon. The record is from RefSeq and is a predicted model, not a curated record. Gene Ontology annotation, molecular function: uroporphyrin-III C-methyltransferase activity. NCBI's taxonomy places the organism in Eukaryota, Fungi, Ascomycota, Saccharomycetes, Saccharomycetales, Saccharomycetaceae.